Linum tenue is the source of this 3419-nucleotide messenger RNA. NCBI's taxonomy places the organism in Eukaryota, Viridiplantae, Streptophyta, Magnoliopsida, Malpighiales, Linaceae. The record is from the annotation of a GenBank genome assembly.
CGUCUCUCCGCCACUUCUUUCUUCUUCUCCUUCUCCUUCUCCUUCUUCCAGCUACCGAAAACGCCGACGCUAACAAACCAACAGAAAUCCCCGCCGGGAUCGCCGUUCUCCAGCAUCGGCUCGCCGAUUUCUCGUCUUCUUAUGUGUGUGCGAGAUCAAUUAGGGGAAAACCAUGGAGAGUUCGGUAGUGGCGGAGCAGAGGAGCGACACUUUGGUGGUCGGCAAAGUCGGAUCCUCGUCGUCGUCGGCUGAAAUUACCGUUGCGUCCACUUCAUCGUUUGUUACUGCGGCGAUGAUGCAGCGGAGGAUAGAGUUCCACCCGGCGAGGAAGCAGUACAGCGGAUUGGGGACGUGUCGGGAUUUCCCGAUCGAGACGCUGAACCCUGAUUCGUCGAAGAGGCCGGCUAGGUUGGAGGAGCUGACGACGACGAUGUCGCGGAAGGUGGUGAAGAGAGGCGACGGGACGGCGAUGGAUUUGUGGGAGAGCGAGAUCAGUAGCUUCGAUAUUACAUUUCAGAGAAUUGGUGCUGGUUUGCGAAACAUCGGGAACACUUGUUUCCUCAACUCCGUGUUGCAAUGCUUGACGUAUACAGAACCUUUGGCAGCAUAUUUACAAAGUGGCAAGCACAACAGUUCUUGCCGCAUUGCUGGGUUUUGUGCCUUGUGUGCCAUCCAGAAACAUGUCAACCGUGCGUUACGAUCUACUGGGAUAUCGUUUGUACCUGAUCUUGUUUCGAACAUGCGAUGUGUAUCUCGAACUCUCAAAGUUUCUAAGCAGGAAGACGCACAUGAAUACUUGGUGAACUUACUGGAAUCAAUGCACAAGUGUUGUUUACCAUCAGGAGUCCAGAGCGAGUCACCUGCUGCUUAUGAAAAAAGUUUGGUGCACAAAAUCUUUGGUGGUCACCUGCGUAGUCAGGUGAAAUGCCAGCAGUGUUCUUACUGCUCUGACAAAUUUGAUCCAUUUUUGGACUUGAGCCUUGAAAUAAACAAAGCAGAUGCCUUACCUGUAGCACUCCGGAACUUCACUGCUGCAGAAUUGUUGGACGGUGGAGAGAAGCAUUAUCAAUGUCAACAAUGCAAGCAGAAAGUCAGGGCCACGAAACGUCUCACGAUUCAUAAACCACCCUAUGUGUUGAGCAUACAUUUGAAGCGGUUUUUUGCCCAUGAUCCUGGAAGGAAGGUUGGGAAGCAAGUUUCUUACGAGCGUACCUUGGACAUUAGGCCAUUUGUCAGCAAUCCCAAUGUGAGUUCUUUUUCCAUUUGCAGACAAUUUGCUGACUACUACUUUUCCCCCUCUAUACGUGAUGGCGUUUUGGAGGAAGAUCCGUGGUUUUCUACUCUUUCAUAUGAUUGUGCCUCAUUUUCUCGAAUUACUUAUGUUUGGCAGGAAUGCAACUUGAAGUACAGUCUUUAUGGUGUUCUAGUUCAUCAUGGAAGCAGCACCCGCUUUGGUCAUUAUGUCUGCUUUGUUCGCACCUCGACUGGGAUGUGGUACUGUCUGGAUGACGAAAAGGUUCACCAAGUUGGCGAGAAGACUGUUUUAAAUCAGAAGGCUUAUAUGUUAUUUUAUGUUCGCGACAGAACGAAAGUGGCUCCAAGGAGACAACUUGACGAGGCUAAAAAAGACAACAGUAUGAAAGCCCCUCUUGUUAGUAACAUGCUUAACACGGUUGUUAAGCAAACGCCAAAUGGUGUGUCAAAGGAGGCUCUACCGAUGGAAGUACCAAUCAAACAGAGGAAUGAGCCAGCAAAGGCUACAUGCUCAAUUCAAAACCCAGUUCCCGUUUCGGCAUUUUCUGCCAAGGAACCAUUGCUCGUUGACCCUGCUCUAGGAGAAUGCGUUAAAACUUCUGCACAAUCUGUGACUGAGAAUGUCAGUCCCACCCCUGAACCGAAAGACUGCACCGUCUCAUUUACAUCAGGACCAAGUGUCUGUGGUAGUGUUUCUUCGUGCUCCAGUGAUGAGCGAAACAUGGUAACUCGCAAGCUCACCUCUGAUGAAUCUUUGCAAAAGUCUAAUUCUGCUGUAACCGUGGUGGUUGAAGUGCCUUCUGGAUGUGCUGGUGAUAAGACAUCAAAUGCACCUAGUUUGACUGCAUCGAUUGGGGAUCAGAAUCAAGUAGAUCAUGCACCACCACAAUGUGAUCCCAGUUGUGAGAAGAAUCAGGAUGGGGGCAUUCAUGUUAACAAAACAGUGGAUCAGGCAGGCCAUAAAGUUGAAGUAGUCGGCAAGGAGUGCGAUGUGCAAAGUGCUCCUGGUAGCAGUUCAGAGAAAAGAGAUAAAAAGAAGCAUCUGAAGCACCAUAUUCAUAAACUGCAUCUUGGUACAAACUUCUUCAGGACAUCUCUCAGGCAUGGCAUAAAGAAAAAAAAUACAUGGAGGAAACGUCGCAGUUCAGACAGACUGAAGCUCCUGAAGCAGCAGCAGUUGGAGGAAGCCAAGAGUCUUUCAUCUGAAAUGGAGCCGUCAACUUCCAAGAACUUUGCUUCUUCGUCUAGUUCAGCAAAUUCUCGGAAGAAGAAGAGAGCUAAGCCCCAUUAUAAGGAGGAUUGUGCGGGUAUCAAUUCCCAAGAAGACAUGAUUGGGGAGUUGUCACAAAGAACUGGUCAGAAUGGUACUAUCCUUGCAACAUCUGAGCAAUUGCAGAAGAGCUCCGCCUCUAACUCUGCAGCAAACAGGCAGGAUGCUAACAGCAUGAUAGGAAAUGUUAAAACAGAUGUAACGAAGAUUGGUGUGGCAGAUUUCCUUGCACAAGGUUUGAAGCAGGCAGCAGUCUCGUGUUGGGAUGAGGUAAAUCCAUCUCGAACCCAUGAAUCAAAUGGUGCAGAGGUUUUGAGCAUUGGUUACGUGGCAGAUGAGUGGGAUGAAGAAUACGAUCGAGGUAAGAGGAAGAAGGUUAGGGAGUCUAAGGAAGACUUCAGUGGACCAAAUCCUUUCCAACAGGUUGCUUUCGAGAAGUCGAGACAGCACCAGCACAAGGAAGCGAAAGUAGAUGGAAAAUGGAGGCGGAAGGAAAAACGAAGGCAAAGACAAACCGCAUGAAAAAGAAGCACACGAUCCACUCCGUCGGAACAGUUUGUAAGAAUGCUACUACUACCAUCACUGAUUUGUCGACCUGAUGAAUGUUUUGUAACUCUGUCUGCCAGCAUUAAGUUGAGGUUUGAUACCAAAAGAAUCAAAAUGAUGGCGAAAAUUUUGUAUGUGUUCUUGUUUUGUGUGUUCAUUUUUGCACUUUUCAGUAGAGAGGUGAGAUAUUAUUAUGAACACUCUUUGGAGGGAUUCUAUCUAUCAUGUUGGGAUUGUUGUGAAAACUAGUGAGCUUUGCUUUCAAUUAUUUUUGUUGAGAAAUGUAUCUACAACUCCAGACCUUCAUGAUCUAUUUGUUUCCCCCAAUUUUGAAUAACGGAAACCAUGC